AUGCUAACACAGCUAUUUCCAAUUCUGGCCUUCUGCGCCACCGCCGUGUGUUCCGUUCUGUGGAUCUCACAGUACUCCUCCAUCAAGAGCACUCCGCUGUUCAUUCUCCUGCCUUUGGUGCUGGCAGUCUACAUUCCCUUCUCCAUUGUCGUUCUGGUCCCCAUUGACCUUCUAUCGGCCAGCUCCAAUGGCGAGGGCCACCCGCUCUUCUAUCUCAAUGAAAACGUGCGUCUCAUUCUCUGGCGAGUCUCCUACUGGUUGGCAUUUGUGCUGACAUGGGCAGUUUUGCCCCUGCUGCAGAGCUACGUCGAAAGUGGCCACCACGACCCCAGAAAGAAGGCCCGGGAAGCAAUCAUGUACAACCUCAAGUACCAGGGCAUUUUGCUGGGCGUGGGUCUCAUUGGACUCAUCUACACCAUCAUCUCCACCGGCCUGUCAAUCACCAGUAUCAAGCAGGUGGCAAUUGCCCUGUCAUACUCCUACACGCUGAUUUUCGCCAUCUGGUUCAUGGGUCACGGCCUUGUCAAUGUGCCCCGACGACUCUGGAUCCUGGCGGCCCCCACUGAACGUGUCAGACAGCACUACAGAAAGGCCGUCUCGGUACACGACAGAUACGCCGAGGCCCAGCAAAAGUACAUUGAGGUGUCCAACGAGGUGCUUGCACUCAGAGUCCACCGAGAACACACCCAGUACACUAACUGGGUCGACGAGCUGUGUGACUCCAUCGAAGACACCUCCAAUGUGGUCCAGCUGCCUCCCAGAGGACGUCCCGCCACCGUGGAGCGAUCCCGGAUCUCCGAAGAGUAUCUGUCAAACCUCCAGAGAUCGUUACAGAAGGCUGAAUUCCGACUUAUUCGAUAUACCAUGGACUGGAAGAACUUGGUGGACGAAGCUGCGCGAGAUGAAGACAUUGUCAACUCGCACGGAGACCUCAAGUUCCGAAGAUCGUCUACUCGACUGCCGCCAAAUGUCGCUCACAUUUACUACUCUCUGGUUGAGCCCUGGGUAAUGCGUCUUGGAGCUGUUUUUUGGGGUCUGUUAUCUCUGACUCUGGUGUGGAGUGAAUUGCUGUAUGGAACCAAGUACUCGCUUGUCAACAUUAUCAUUUCGUCCACGCAGGGCUUUGGUCAGCAGGUCGUGUCUUCUUUUAUUCUCGGAUACAUGUGCUACACUGCAGUGUCGUCCCUCUUCCGAGUGCGUGUCUUCAACGUCUACGGUUUGGUUCGACAGCACUCUGACGCGUCGUCCAUGCUCUUCUACGCCAUGUACGCCUGUCGUUUGACCGUCCCCAUCGCUUACAACUACCUCAUGUUGAUUCCCUCUCGAGAGUCCGUUUUCCAAGCGUUCCUGGGCAAGUACAUUAACCUGACUCCUCUUGGCACCUUCUUUUCCGACGGAAUCCCCCGAUUCAUCCUCGUGCCUAUUGGCCUGACUUUGUUCAACGUCUACGACAAGAUCAAGGGCUGGUUCGGCUUCGGUUUGGACUUCACCGAUGAGGAGGAGGACUCUGACGACGCCUCUCUCUACAUUGAAGGCCGAGAUCUCAUUUUCCGAGAGAUUGAAAUGAAUGGACGAAGCUCUGGGGGCGUGCGAGUGCCCAACCCUCGAUUCGAGGUGCCUCCCGCGUCCCCCGAUACCCAGAUCACAAAAAUGUCCAAUAACAUAAAGGGUUUCUUUGGCAACUUCUCCGAACGAUGGAACAGUGGUCAGUGGACCCAGGAGACCCAGGCUCUCGAGGAGGGGCUGUUGGAUGAUCGAAUUUAA
Molecule: messenger RNA, 1764 nt
Organism: Yarrowia lipolytica CLIB122
Lineage: Eukaryota; Fungi; Ascomycota; Dipodascomycetes; Dipodascales
Cellular component (GO): membrane
Source: RefSeq, a predicted model, not a curated record